AUGGCUCCAUCUCCGGAAGGGGUUUCCGUCGUUCUCGGCGCUCAAUGGGGUGACGAAGGUAAAGGCAAACUUGUCGAUAUCCUCGCUGCUGAAGCAGAUAUCUGCGCACGAUGUGCUGGUGGUAACAACGCCGGUCACACUAUCGUCGUAAGAAAUGCUAAAGGAGAAAAGACAAGUUACGCUUUCAACCUUUUGCCCUCUGGUUUAAUCAAUCCUACAUGUACUGCAUUCAUCGGUUCAGGUGUGGUCGUUCACGUUCCAUCUCUUUUCAAUGAACUCGAUACCCUCGAGCGAAAAGGCCUCAAGGUCGCUGAUCGACUCAAGAUCUCGGACCGAGCUCAUCUCGUUUUGGGUUUCCAUCAAAUCGUUGACGGUCUCAAAGAAAUUGAAUUAGGAGGUUCUUCAAUCGGUACCACCAGGAAAGGUAUCGGACCCGCUUAUUCCUCCAAAGCUUCUCGAUCAGGUUUGAGAGUUCAUCAUCUCUAUGAUCCAAGUUUCCCUGAGAAGUUCAGGAAGUUGGUCGAAGGUAGAUUCAAGAGAUAUGGUCAUUUCGAAUUUGACACAGAAGGUGAAAUUGAGAUGUACUUGGCAUUCGCUGAAAGACUUCGACCGUAUAUCGUUGAUGGACCUACAUACAUGUUCAACGCCUUGCAAUCCGGCAAAAAGAUCCUUGUCGAAGGCGCAAAUGCUCUAAUGCUUGAUAUCGACUACGGGACCUAUCCAUUCGUAACUUCUUCAGCUACUUCUAUCGGUGGUGUUGUCACUGGUCUUGGUAUCCCUACAUUCGCAAUCAAGAAAGUUGUCGGUGUAAUCAAAGCUUAUACAACUCGAGUUGGAGGUGGACCAUUCCCAACUGAACAACUCAACACUAUCGGUGAAACUCUUCAAGAAGUAGGUGCUGAAUACGGUACUGUCACUGGAAGAAGAAGACGAUGUGGUUGGUUAGAUUUGGUUGUCAUGAAAUAUUCAACUAUGAUCAACGGUUACACUUCCCUCAACUUGACUAAGCUUGAUGUUCUUGAUGCCUUUGAGGAAAUCAAGGUCGCCACCGGAUACAAGAUUGAUGGGGCUGUCAUUGAAGGUUUCCCUGCCGAUCUUGAUCGUCUCGCUCAAGUCGAAGUCCAGUACGACACUUUACCCGGAUGGAAGACUGACAUCUCAAACUGUAAGACAUACGAAGAACUCCCCGACAAUGCCAAGAGUUAUAUCAAAUACAUCGAAGACUACUUGGGUGUCAAAGUACAAUACGUUGGUGUAGGUCCGGGUAGAGAUCAAAAUUUGAUUCUGUUCUAG
This is a messenger RNA of Kwoniella shivajii, 1293 nucleotides long. RefSeq names its product adenylosuccinate synthetase. Gene Ontology annotation, cellular component: cytoplasm. Gene Ontology annotation, biological process: 'de novo' AMP biosynthetic process; IMP metabolic process. The record is from RefSeq and is a predicted model, not a curated record. Gene Ontology annotation, molecular function: GTP binding; adenylosuccinate synthase activity. The transcript is spliced from 7 exons. Lineage: Eukaryota; Fungi; Basidiomycota; Tremellomycetes; Tremellales; Cryptococcaceae. The coding region runs from base 1 to 1293 and encodes 430 amino acids.